GCUGCUGGCUGAAGUUGACUGUUGAUUAGUCCGUUGAAGUCAUUGAAGGUUAUAGUGACAGCGAUAGUGUAUUCGUUUUACGAUCUAUUUCUGACGAUAUUUUUAACAACAUUACUGCGGAGAAAUACUAAAUCAUGCAGCAUCUCACUGUUUUUAUGGAUAUCGAAAGUUCCCGUUCUUAUAUAGACGAAUUAUAUUCUAUCGAAGAGCUGAAGAUUUUGGAUGCCCUAAUUGCACUGAAGAAUUCAGUGAUUGGUAGUAAUCGUCAGAAAAGCGCCGUAAUACAACAAGGAAUUGUACCUCGGUUGUUGCAGUUGAUGUCUGAAAAUAAUUGGGAUCCAAAUAUAAGAUUAGAGGCCACUAUUACAAUCGGAUCACUAGCUAAAGGCACACCAGAAAAUGUGACAGCGUUAGUAGAGCAAGGUGCGGCUGUAGCAUUAGUAGAAUUACUCAGAGAAGUGCCAAUAGGAACAAAGUUAGCUGAAGCAUGUCUGUGUGCAUUGAGGAGUAUAUUUUUGAAUCCACCUGCACCUAUAUCUUCAGUGCCUGCAGAUAUGAGACUUUUGACAAGGUUUAACCAAAUAGCCAAAGAGGGAUCACCAACGUCCCAAGCUUGUGUUGUGCGUAUCUUAUCAAUAUGGUGCGGAGGGCCGAUAGAGCAAGAGGCGCUAUGCUCAGCGGGAUUGUGUUCAGCUGUAGCCUUUUUACUAGCUCCAAUGGGGGUUACCGCACCUCCAAUAUCAAAGGUGCUGCCAGCGUUGGACUUACUGGCUGCCAUGUGCUUUGAAAAUGCUAAUGUGUCACAAGUCGCUUUACAUACCAAAUGCGGCGAGAAAACAAUCCCCGAACUAUUAAGUCUUCUAGUUUCAAGGGAUAAACCACUGCCAGUAGCGAUGGGUGCAGCACGAUGUCUCACAUUUAUUCAUAGAGCAGGAGCUUUAGCCGCUGAUGACAAUAGGGUAGUGUUUGGAGCGUUGCCAUGUCUCGCUCGCUUGUGCACUAAAGACAUGCCAGAAGACAUAAGGGCCACCGCCGCAGAAACUUUGGCGUAUUUGGCUGAGGUAGACACAUCCCUCCAAAGGCUAGCGGCUAUAUCAAACCACCUGAUGAGUUCUCUAGCGGACAUAGUCACGUGUCCCUCUGCAGCGGCAAAGCAAGGCGCUUUCAAGUGUUUUGCAUCUCUCGGUGCUAAUGACGAAGAUAUACGAAAGAAGAUUAUAGAAACGCAUGGUUUGAUGGUGCACGUUGUUAAUGGGAUGAAUAAUGCGGAGCCCUCGGUAAGGUUAGCUGCAGUGCGCUGUCUACACUCACUUUCAAGAUCCGUCCAGCAAUUGAGAACAACAUUUCAGGAUCACGCUGUAUGGCGGCCACUGAUGCAGCUCCUCACGGACUCACCAGGCACGGAGCUGCUCACAGUGGGCUCCUCCACGCUGUGCAACCUGCUGCUCGAGUUCUCGCCGGCCAAGGAGCCCAUGUUAGAUCAAGGUGCCGUAGAAAUGCUAUGUAGUUUAACUAAGAGGCCCGAAGCGGCGUUGCGACUCAAUGGAAUAUGGGCGCUUAUGAAUAUGGCAUUUCAGGCGGAACAAAAAGUAAAGCAACGAAUAUUAUGCUGUUUAGGCACGGAGCAGAUGUUCCGUCUGCUCAGCGACGGCGACACGCGCGUCAUCAUGAAGACGCUCGGCCUGCUGCGCAACUUGCUGUCCACGAGACAGCACAUCGACGCCAUCAUGGGGGAAUACUCGUCGCAAGUUAUGCAAGCAGUGAUUGUAGUGUUAGAAGGUUCGUAUCCGGCGGAGGUGAAAGAGCAGGCGCUCUGUAUCCUUGGGAAUAUCGGAGAUGGAGAGAAAGCUAAAGAUCUCAUUAUGGCCAAUGAAGAUGUGCUGAGAAAACUAGUGGAUUACCUGGCGCACCCGGAGAGCAAGCUGCAGGAGGCGGCGCUGUUCGUGGCCGGCAACCUCGUGUGGCGCGGCGAGGCGGGCUGCGCCGCGCGGCAGGCGCGCCUCGCCGACCUCGGCGUGCUGCGCGCGCUCAGGCUGCUGCGCCAGCGGCAGGACGCCGCGCACCUGCACGACAAGGUGAAAACGGCCUUAGCACAGUUCAACGAAUUUACAUAAAAAUGAAAGACAAUACCCGUACACUUGUGAUCAGUCUUCGGCAGUGAGUUAUCGAGUCAGUGUAGUUUAAGUAAUGUACAUAGAUAAGAUACUUGUUAUCCGAUGGAGGUUAAAGUCAAAGUGAUGUUUUUAUUUCAUGUAAUUAGGUAUUGACUUUGGCUUUGAAACUAUUUAUUUUAGUUUAUCAUGUUCUUUUGUUUCGCUCAAUGUCGUAAUUGUUCAAUCUCUUUAACUUAAGAGGUGCUAUCCUCAUAAAAAAUUGUAGUUAAACUACAAGUUAAGGGUGUUUCACACACGUGUCGUUUCCGUAUCAACACGUUACGAUCUUAAAAAUAACAGAUGCAAGAAGAUGAGAGAAUGUAACAUACGUAACAUACACUAUAGGUACCACAAAAUAUGUUAUUAUCAUUAU
Colias croceus (clouded yellow) is the source of this 2526-nucleotide messenger RNA. RefSeq names its product armadillo repeat-containing protein 8-like. Lineage: Eukaryota; Metazoa; Arthropoda; Insecta; Lepidoptera; Pieridae. The coding region runs from base 135 to 2114 and encodes 659 amino acids. The record is from RefSeq and is a predicted model, not a curated record. The transcript is spliced from 14 exons. Gene Ontology annotation, cellular component: GID complex. Gene Ontology annotation, biological process: proteasome-mediated ubiquitin-dependent protein catabolic process. Gene Ontology annotation, molecular function: protein binding.